AUGAAUUAUCAUCAAUACGUAGCCCUUUGCUUGGUGGGGCUUGUCCUCGGGCAAGCAGCGAGCCUGCCGCAGCAUCCUCAGUAUCCGCAACAGUAUCAGCCCCAGGUAAGGGACGAGAGGAAGUUCGCUGAGAAGCCGAACGCCAUGAAGAAGGUCGCCCUCGACGAUCUGGACGACAUCAGCACCAAUCAAAUUCAGGAGGGUGGCAGUACCGGGUUCUCGUGGUCGAACAUGCUGAGCAUGUUGAUGCAAAUGCUUCUGGGACAAACGGGUGGCAUCACGGGACCGAGCAAGAACGAGAUCGACGACGGUGCACCGGCCAGCCCUUGGUCGAACCUCCUGUCCGUCGGGCUCAGGGUGCUCACCGCAAUCUUGGGUGGUCCUCAGCAGUCCGUCGACGGCAUCGACAAAGUCGACAAUCAGAGCAGCCCCAUGCAGGGCAUUUUGACCGCGGUGCUGGGCGCGUUUCUAGGACAGGGCAGAGACCCCGAUCAGGUUGCUGUUAUGGCUAAAAACGCUUCCGAGUUCAUUAGCAUAGUGAUCAAUCUCCUGGAUGCGUUGAAGACCUCGUUCUCCCAUCGCUCGAUGACGGCCAGAUCUAUGGGAAGACGAGACACGGUCUCAGAGGCCGCUGUCGCGUCCAUCUCGAUGCUCAAGGGUUACAUGAGAUCCGUGAAAACGUUUAACAACGUGGGACGCGCCGAAGACGAAGGACAGCGAGGUUGCGCCGAGAGAGCUCUUUGCGAGGCGAGCCGCGAAUGCGUGGCAGAUGCUCAGGGCACUUCUUCCAUUUUCUGUCAACUGGGAUCGUACGCGACGAGCUAUCUCCUCCAGAGGCAAAGCGGGAUAGGUUUCGAAGCGUUGUACGAAGCCGGCCGACGCGGUCGCACCGGCGAGGACUGUAGAACCCUCUUCAUGGACUGCAACGCCGUAUGAGAAGCUGCAUGGACCCAUUCGAGUACGAUUUACACGCUGCGGGACGCGAUCAAUCGCCGAGUUAAAAAUUAAUUAGAACGUGUCAAACAAAUUCAUUGUUGGAGAAACGUUCCACUCAUUGUGGAACGAACCCGAGUUCCGUCGCGUCCCGAGGUUUAGAUCGUAUACGAAAACGACUAGCUUUACGCGCGGAAACCGUGUCGAGGCGAACCACGUUCCGGUGAUCCUACUCUCGAGUCUCUCGAUCGACGAACUCCCCUUCAUCGAUCAAACACGAAUCGGUUUUCAUUCAAUUAAUUGUUAAGCGCGAACAAAUU
This is a messenger RNA of Ceratina calcarata, 1253 nucleotides long. RefSeq lists its product as uncharacterized. Bases 1 to 936 code for a protein of 311 amino acids. The record is from RefSeq and is a predicted model, not a curated record. Lineage: Eukaryota; Metazoa; Arthropoda; Insecta; Hymenoptera; Apidae. The transcript has 6 exons.